This is a messenger RNA of Pipistrellus nathusii (Nathusius's pipistrelle), 636 nucleotides long. Lineage: Eukaryota; Metazoa; Chordata; Mammalia; Chiroptera; Vespertilionidae. The record is from the annotation of a GenBank genome assembly.
AUGAAGCUAUGGGAUGUGGUGGCUGUCUGCCUGGCGCUGCUGCACACCGCGUCCGCCCUCCCGCUGCCCGCCGGUAAGAGGCCUCCCGAGGCGCCCGCCGAAGACCGCUCCCCCGGCCGCCGCGCGCCCUUCGCGCUGAGCAGUGACUCCACUAUGCCAGAGGAUUAUCCUGACCAGUUUGAUGACGUCAUGGACUUUAUUCAGGCCACCAUUAAAAGACUGAAACGGUCCCCGGACAGACAGAUGGCCGUGCUGCCCAGAAGGGAGCGUAAUCGGCAGGCCGCCGGCCCCGCCCACCCGGAGAGCCCCAGAGGGAAGGGCCGGCGGGGCUCCAGGGGCAAGAACCGGGGCUGCGUCCUCACCUCCAUCCACUUGAACGUCACGGACUUGGGUCUGGGCUACGAAACCAAGGAGGAGCUGAUCUUCCGGUACUGCAGCGGCUCCUGCGAGGCCGCCGAGACCAUGUACGACAAAAUCCUAAAGAACUUGUCCAGGAGCCGGAGGCUGGUGAGUGACAAGGCGGGGCAGGCCUGUUGCAGGCCCAUCGCCUUCGACGACGACCUGUCGUUUCUGGACGAUAACCUGGUUUACCAUAUCCUGAGGAAGCAUUCCGCCAAGAGGUGUGGCUGUGUCUGA